AUGAAUCAAUUCAAUCGAUCUCGAAACGAGAAAAUCAACAAUCCACAAUGUAACUUUAAACGAAAAAAAAAAUCAACAACGACUAUUGAAAAUUUGUCCAAUGAAUUCUUUGGUAAAGUAUUUGGUUAUCUCGAUGGUUGUGACAUAUAUCUUGCAUUUGCUAAUCUUAACCAUCGUUUUCAACAAAUGCUCAAUUCUCCAUUGGUUUUAUUUAAAAUUAACUUGGAUAAUUGGUUAUCAAAAGAAAUAUUGAUAGAUAUUUACCAGCAAAUGAUAACCUUUAAUAAACAUCAAAUAUUUUCAAUUCAUUCUUCAACAUCAUUAUCAAUGAAUCGAUUUUGUUCAUCGUUAUCUUUCGAUUCAUCCUUUAAUCGUCUUGAAUCACUUGUUCUUUGCGAAUCUCAACCAGAUAUAUUUAUUUCACUUUUGAAUACGUUAUCUUCUUUACCUUGUUUAUAUUCAUUAACGUUGAAGAUGCUCAAAAGUUCAACAAAUCUAGCUGAUGUGUAUGGAAUAACUCUAAAACUUCCAAUGUUGAAGUAUCACAACGUGUUAACAAAUCCGUCGGAUUCAAUAGUUACAUUACCUGUUAAUACUGAUCAACAACGGUUUAGUUCUAUUACACAUCUUGUCAUUGAAAAUCAUUGUAGUUUUAAUGAUGUUCUGAGAAUAAUCUCGUAUACACCACAACUUUACCGUCUAGAUUAUACAAAUACCAACUCUAUCGAUAGAAAUAUUGAAAUAAAUUUGCCAAUUAAAUUAUCAAAUUUAAAAUAUCUUUUUGUACGUGUCUAUGGCACAAAGUUUGAUAUAGUUGAAAUGUUUCUUAGCAAAAUUAGUACGAAAUUAAAAGUUUUAUCAUUUACUACUCGACAUGAAGAUAUUACCUAUCUCGAUGCUAAUCGAUGGAAGGAAAUUAUUUCGAAAUAUUUCUUGCAAUUAGAAAAGUUUUAUCUAAAAUAUUACGCAAGUCGUGGAAAUGGUUCACAAACUCAACUUUAUCGUGGUACUGCAAAUCAAUUUGCAUUGCCAUUUUGGAUUAAACGGCAAUGGAUAUUUGAAGUUCAACGAGAUUUGGAAUUUAUCAUAUAUUCGGUUCAACCAUACAAAGAACGAUGGGAUGAACUUAUUCUAGAUCAGUCUGACGCUCUUUGUUCCGGACUUUCUAAAUUGACUUUUACGAAUAUGCACGCAAAUGAGUGGCGAAAUAUUAUUAAUAUUGACAUUAAACGUAUUUUAUCCCUAACACAAAUUUAUCAUCUGAUCAUUUCUGUGGAAAAUAUUUUUGUUGGUGUAUUAAUUCCAAUCUUAAACUCUUUGCCAAAACUACACUCAUUAAAACUUCAUUCUUUAUCAUUCGGUGAUCCACCAGGCAUGAAUCCUAAAGAUUACAAGAGUUUUUUUUCAAUAAGACCUACAAGUAAAAUUGUCAAAGCCUAUCUCGAGAAAAUGAAUCAAAGGAAAGACAUGUUUUUUCUAAGAGUACUUUGUCCUGAUAUGAUAUAUCUCAAAGUCGACUGGAUCGAAGGUGAAAGAAAUAUGAUACCUUUUGCACUAGUUCAUUUCGAAUAA
Messenger RNA from Rotaria socialis, 1572 nucleotides. The record is from the annotation of a GenBank genome assembly. Lineage: Eukaryota; Metazoa; Rotifera; Eurotatoria; Philodinida; Philodinidae.